AUGGAAGUGUCCAAGGGCAGGGAGCUGGAGCUUCGCUUCUCCAUCUCUGAGGUUCCUGCCGUGGUGGUGCUGAAGCCCAACGGGGAGGUGAUCGUCGGGAAUGCCGUGGAGGAGAUCCGGAGCAUGGGCACCUCUUGCUUCAGGAACUGGCAAGAAGCUGCCGAGCUGGUGGACAGGAAUUUCCUCUUGGCAGAAGAUUUUGAGGAUCCCACCAGCAGAAGCAUCACCCACCCCCUGCGCCGCCUCAAGUACAAGCUGGACAAGAAGAAGGAGAAGAAGGAAACGCGGGAAGAAGGGGAAGAGUCUCCAUAG
Messenger RNA from Apus apus (common swift), 312 nucleotides. RefSeq names its product nucleoredoxin like 1 (gene NXNL1). Bases 1 to 312 code for a protein of 103 amino acids. The record is from RefSeq and is a predicted model, not a curated record. Gene Ontology annotation, cellular component: mitochondrion. NCBI's taxonomy places the organism in Eukaryota, Metazoa, Chordata, Aves, Apodiformes, Apodidae. Gene Ontology annotation, biological process: photoreceptor cell maintenance. The transcript has 2 exons.